Eptesicus fuscus (big brown bat) is the source of this 1203-nucleotide messenger RNA. RefSeq names its product metaxin 3 (gene MTX3). Gene Ontology annotation, cellular component: SAM complex. The transcript is spliced from 9 exons. NCBI's taxonomy places the organism in Eukaryota, Metazoa, Chordata, Mammalia, Chiroptera, Vespertilionidae. Bases 53 to 991 code for a protein of 312 amino acids. The record is from RefSeq and is a predicted model, not a curated record. Gene Ontology annotation, biological process: mitochondrion organization.
GAAACUGGGCGGCAGAAGUACUUCCGGGAUAGGAGAGGUUGGCCCCGGCAAGAUGGCGGCCCCCUUGGAGCUCAGUUGCUGGGGAGGGGGCUGGGGGCUCCCGUCGGUCCACAGCGAGUCCUUGGUGGUAAUGGCUUACGCCAAAUUUUCUGGCGCACCCUUGAAAGUCAGUGUCAUAGAUAACACCUGGAGAGGUUCAAGAGGAGAUGUACCAAUUUUGACCACUGAAGACAAGAUUGUCUCUCAACCAGCAAAAAUACUGAACUUUUUAAGAAAACAGAAAUAUAAUGCUGAUUAUGAACUCUCAGCAAGACAAGGGGCAGAUACCCUGGCUUACAUUGCUCUCCUUGAAGAGAAACUUCUUCCUGCAGUGCUUCACACAUUCUGGGUUGAGAGUGACAAUUACUUUACUGUGACAAAGCCAUGGUUUGCUUCACGAAUUCCCUUUCCCUUGAGUUUGAUCCUUCCUGGAAGAAUGUCAAAGGGAGCACUGACUAGGAUUCUCCUGACCAGAGGAGAGCCUCCCCUCUACCACCUCCGAGAAGUGGAAGCACAGAUAUACAGAGAUGCCAAGGAGUGCCUAAAUCUUCUGUCAAACAGAUUGGGAACAUCUCAGUUUUUCUUUGGAGAUACGCCUUCUACCUUGGAUGCCUAUGUGUUUGGUUUUCUCGCGCCUCUUUAUAAAGUACGCUUCCCUAAAGUUCAGUUACAAGAACAUUUGAAACAGCUCUCCAACCUGUGUCGCUUUUGUGAUGACAUCCUAAACACUUAUUUUAGGCUUAGUCUUGGAGGCAUCUCUCCUGCUGGACAAGAAACGGUAGAUGCAAAUCUGCAGAAACUCACACAGCUUGUAAAUAAGGAAUCCAACUUGAUUGAAAAGAUGGAUGACAAUCUUCGCCAAAGCCCUCAACUUCCUCCUCGGAAACUGCCAACACUUAAAUUGACUCCAGCAGAAGAAGAAAGCGAUUCCUUACAACGGCUAUCACCCUGACAGACAGCCUGCUUUGUGUCCAAAGUCAUAUGAUCAUUGCAGUAAUCUCUUAUACUAAUUGUGUGAAAACAAAAAGAAAAUGCUGCUAAUAGGUAUGAGGAAGACUCUAAAGCAAGAGAAACUUUCUGUGACAUCUAUUUUUUUAAAUUAGGAAGCUUGUCUUUUAGCUGGCAAUGCACUUUAAAUACCACCAAAAUAAAUACUAAAUGAAC